Alternaria metachromatica is the source of this 1092-nucleotide messenger RNA. RefSeq lists its product as uncharacterized. Lineage: Eukaryota; Fungi; Ascomycota; Dothideomycetes; Pleosporales; Pleosporaceae. The transcript has 3 exons. Bases 1 to 1092 code for a protein of 363 amino acids. The record is from RefSeq and is a predicted model, not a curated record.
AUGGAUUUCGAUACCCAAAGUCAGAGCCUCUCGCCAGGCGCUGCAACUCACAACCCCAAUCUCAUCCUUCCAGCAACUUGCGACCCACCAUCUGAGCACAAUCCGCCCAAGCGAGCAGUAUGGAUAGUCUUCGGAGCGACCGGUCACAUGGGACGAUCCCUCGUUCGGGCGAUACUAGCGCACGGCGACCAAUGCACCGCGGUGGGAUGGACCGAAGAGAACACACCUGAACAGAUGGAUAAGUGGAAGAACAGAAACUGCUUGGGUUUACUAUGCGACGUGAGAGUACGCGAGACAGUGGAUCAGGUCAUCAGGAAGAGCAUCGAAUACUGGGGCCAGGUGGAUGUCAUAGCGAACAGCACCGGCUACGGCGUCAUAGCAGCAUGCGAGGACCAGGACGAGUACGAUCUGCGCAAUCAAUUCACCACAAACUUUCUCGGAACCCUACACAUCUUGCAACUCUCACUCCCCUACUUUCGCUCACAAAACUCCGGUCGAUACCUCAUAUUCUCAUCCACGGCUGGAGCCCUUGGCGUGCCUGGCCUCGGCCCGUACUGUGCGACCAAGUACGCCGUGGAAGGGCUCAUAGAGUCGAUGUUGUACGAAGUCGAUAUAUUCAACAUCAAAGCAACACUGGUCGAGCCUGGACAUGUUCGAUUGGACGAGCCAGAUGACAACAUAUUACCACCCAGCUAUACUUCGAUACCCGUUCCAGGAACAGGUCCUCCGAAGCCGAAACGUUACGGUCAUUUCUUCGUGAAACCGAACCCCAGCGAGCCCUACUCGGGACUGACAAGCCCCGCGCAACACGCGCGACGGAUGGUACAGUGGCUGAACGACAGACAACCGGUGAGCGCUGUGAAGAGCGCAGAGUUGGUGUGGCAACUGGGUCAUUGCAGCUAUCCUCCGUUGCGCUUGAUUCUGGGUAGCUACGCCGUGGAAAGUAUUCGCGACAGACUGAAGAGCAUCACUGAAGAAAUCGAGGACUGGAAGCAUCUUUCGUUCCCUGUUUCUAUGCCUCCGGAGGAAGAAGAUGGAAAGGAUAAUCUCAAAGAGGAGCAGGAGCAAGACGACGAACAAAUGCAGGACUGA